CGGAAGUGUUGUGAGGCAAUGGGAUGGGGUGGGGGGGGAAAGCGUCUCUUGAGCUGCUCGGAUUAGCGUCUCAAUGAGGAAAGUUCCACUGUCCUUAGAAGUGCAGUACUCUGCAAUCUGCAAAUACAAUCAAAAUGGGGCCUAGACGGAAAAACAUGAAAGUGUAUUCCACAAGCCGGGAAAGUCCUGUAUGCAUCAAAGCUGCUGAGCUGAAAGACUACAUGAACCAGCUUUCACAUGAAGUGCUUUGCCAUAUCUUUAGGUAUCUUCCCCUGCAGGAUAUCAUGUGCAUGGAAUGCCUCUCCCGGAAGUUAAAGGAAGCUGUCAUCUUGUAUCUAAGAGUAGUAAAAGUUGUGGAUCUCUGCGCAGGUCGCUGGUGGGAAUAUAUGCCCACUGGAUUCACAGAUUCCAGCUUCCUAACCUUGCUGAAGAAAAUGCCAGACAUUGAGCAGCUAUAUGGCCUUCAUCCCAGGCACCUUGACAGACGUAGGGUUCGGGGUUAUGAAGCCUUCAGCAUUCCCGGGGUACUAGAAGCUUUACAGGCUUGCCCAAAUCUUUUGGUAUGUGUUCAAAACAUAAAUAUAAAUAUCACCAAACCACAACCUUUUAAGGAUUUCCUUUGCAUCAGCUUACGCACUUUUGUCAUGAGAAAUUGUGCAGGACCCACAAACUCAUUGAAGUAUGUUCCCCUGGUCACUGGCUUAGCUUCUGCUCGAAACUUGGAACAUCUAGAAUUGGUUCGAGUUCCUUUUCUUGGAGGACUUAUUCAGCAUGUUGUAGAAGACAGCUGGAGAUCUGGGGGCUUCAGAAAUUUGCACACUAUAGUUCUAGGAGCUUGCAAGAAUGCUUUGGAAGUUGAUCUUGGCUACCUCAUCAUAACUGCUGCACGAAGGUUGCAUGAAGUACGAAUUCAGCCUUCCCUAACCAAAGAUGGAGUAUUCUCUGCUCUAAAAAUGGCAGAAUUGGAAUUUCCCCAGUUUGAAACACUACAUCUUGGAUACGUUGAUGAGUUUUUGUUACAGUGUAAAAUGAUCAAUGCAGAUCUGGUGAAAUACGGAUUAGCUGAUGUGGUUGAAAAUCCAGGCAUUAUCACGGACAUAGGAAUGAAAGCAGUAAAUGAAGUCUUCUCUUCAAUUAAAUAUCUUGUCAUAUACAACUGCCCUCAUUUACAUAAUCCAAGUAGCUGGAUCACAGAUCAUUCAAGGUGGACUCGGCUUUUUGAUCUCACCCUGGUGAGAUGCCAUGCAAUAAAACUAGACUCUUUUAGUCAGUUUAUUGAAUUACUACCAAGCCUGGAGUUUAUCUCUCUGGACCAGAUGUUUCGGGAACCACCCAAGGGAUGUGCUCGUGUAGGUCUGAGUGCAGGUACAGGAAUUGGAGUUUCCUCUGCUUUGGUGAGCAACCAGAACUCCAACAAUGAAAACGACAACAAUAACCAGAACAAUAAUGCCAAUAUUCACCAUAAUAACCAUCAGCAACCCAAUGAUCAAAAUGAAGAGAAUGAAUUGCGACAGGAGGAACAGAUGGAGGAACAGCAGAAUGCAGCAGAUGCACUGAAUGAGAUAGAGGAGGUGGCGCAGGAAGAUGGAGUGGCUUUGGUAGAGAGCCACAGUGAAGCAAUUGCAACUAAUCAAGCACUUCUUCCCAUGGAAAUUGAUGAAGAACAAGCAGGACCUAGUGGUCUUCAGCCUAGUGUAAACCUAGCACCCAUUACAGUCCAUGAUUCUGACAGUGAAGAUGAAGAUGAAAACAUGGCAAGCUCAAGAUCCUGUAUCACAAACAGCAUUGCACAAAGUUACUCAGAUGGAGAGGAAAGACUUAGAGAUCCAGUGGAAAUCCAGGAGCCCUUAGCCGUGAGUGGUAAAGGCAAAGCUCCACUUCGGAAAAGAUGUAGUGCCAGUCGGGUGAAACUUUUUCUUUCUGAGGAGAGCAGCUGUGAAAAGGGCUGUCAAGUCACCAGUGAGCAGAUUAAAGCAGAUAUGAAAGCAGCCAGUGAUGUGACCACAGAAAAAAAUAAAAACAAAGAUUGUAACCCAAGCUGUGGUGGGGAUACUGGACCUCCAGGAAGCUCGUCCUCUGCUGCUUCUCAAAGCCUGGAAGAUGUCAGGAAAGCAGAUAGCUCUACUGAGUCCCUUUCUGUAGCUGCAGAGGAUUCUGAGAAGUGUCUCUGUAGGAAUGAAGAUUCCAGCGAACGGGAUGAUGAAGAAAAUUCUUUAUGCUCCAGGUGUUCCUGCUAUGUGCCUCAGAGCCAGCAAAAGAGAACUAAUGGUGCCUCUGAUGAUGAAUGUCCAUCUACCAGUGGAGUCUGUGAUACAAAUGGACCAUCUGUGGGAGGAGCAGAACUUUCUCUGAGAACAUUAGCAAACUGUGAUUCCUCAGGGGAAGCCAAUAAUGAGAGGACUGAGGAGGGUGUCUGUGGGACUGCUAAUGAGGAGGACAAUACUUUACAGCAAGCACCGUUUGAAAUGGAAUACAAUGAAGAUUAUCCUCGUAGGCCUUUAACAAGAGCCAGAAGUAGACUUACCCAUGUGCCUUUGGUGUCUCAGCCAGAAGCAGCCAAACCAAAAUCUCGACAUUCAGUGAAGAGAAAACGGACAGCUGACAAAUCUACAAGCACCAGUGAUCCUGUGAUUGAGGAUGACCACAUCCAGGUUUUAACACUAAAAUCAAAAAACCUUGUUGGAAUCACCUUGACUAACUGUGGCAUAACAGACCUGGUGCUGAAAGACUGCCCUAAAAUGAUGUUCAUUCAUGCCACCAGGUGUCGUGUUCUUAAGCACUUAAAAGUAGAGAAUGCACCCAUUGUCAAUCGUUUCGAUUAUGCUCAGUGCAAGAAAUUAAAUAUGGAUCAGGUCCUAGAUCAGAUACUCCGGAUGCCUCCAGAAAGAAACCGGAUUAUUUACCUUCGUCCAAUGCAACAGGUUGACACACUGACUCUUGAGCAAAAAAUAUUUAGUGGUCCUUAUCCAUAUCAUAUAUGUGUCAUUCAUGAAUUCAGUAAUCCUCCAAAUGUUCGCAAUAAAGUCCGGAUUCGCAGCUGGAUGGACACAAUAGCAAAUAUCAAUCAAGAGCUUAUUAAAUAUGAAUUCUUUCCUGAAGCCACACGAACAGAAGACGAUCUAAAAAAAUAUACAAGAUAUCCCUGGGGGAGAGAUAUUUACACUCUAGAAGGUGUUGUGGAUGGAGCUCCCUAUUCAAUGAUAACAGAUUUCCCAUGGUUGAGGUCCCUGAGGACAGCUGAUCCUAAUGGCUAUGCAAGAUAUGAUUUUGAAGAUGAUGAAAAGACUACUAUUUACGCUCCCCGGAGAAAAGGACAACUGUCAGCAGAUAUCUGCAUGGAAACGAUAGGUGAAGAAAUCUCUGAACUCCGUCAGAUGAAGAAAGGGGUAUUCCAGAGGGUAGUUGCUAUCUUCAUCCAUUACUGUGAUGUUAAUGGAGAGCCAGUAGAGGACGAUUACAUCUGAAUGCAUCCAGCUGCAAGCUCUCUCGGAGCCUUCCUGUGUUUGACUGGCAUUGCCAAAGCAUAGAAACCAGAUGGAUUUCACCCACUGCUGUAGUGCACUGAGAAAUCUUCGAAUUUAUGUGGUUCACGAUUACCCCAACAUCUAUUGGAACAAUAGUAAAUGUAUCAGGAGAAGUUGCAGUGAAUGCUGAGGACCCUACAUAAAAAAAAAUCCUCAUGAAGUUGACUUUAUUUCAUAUGUUUAUAUUAUGAGAUUUAAUUCAAAUUUUAUUUUAAUGAAGGCAAUUAAUUACGGCAAAGCAAAACAUUUGAAUUUCUUAGCUCAUAUAAUUCAUAGCAGUAUUUUUGUUGGUUUGCCAGAAGCAAAACCCUAUAUAUGCUGUGUUCAGGAGUCACAAGAGUCUUUUAAUCUGUGCCUUCCCCCACCAUGCCCCCCUUACACAUCUAAGAGUCCAUUCUGAGUAAAUUUGUUGAACAGCUUUUUGAGUCUUGUGCAUUUUUCAAGGGGAAGUGAAAUUGGAAGACCUUAAACCACUGUCAAAUGGCAGAAGGGGAAAAGAGCAGCCAUGCAAAUGAUUUGUAGAAAGCUAUCCCAGAAACCAAAUUAAAAUCAGCCUGAGUGUUCAAAUGAAAGCACAGGUGGGAUAGAGGGUUCAAAAGCAAUAAACUAAUAAAUGAAUUUCCUCUGUUGCAGUUUUCUUCUUUAGUAGGUAUUACUUUCAGGAAAGAUGCAAAUAUAUUCUUUUUAAAAAAACAAACAAACUAGUCCACUUACAUAGUUUUCUAUGUAUGGCUGCUCCUGUUACUUUUGCCUGAAUUCUGUGAUGCUACUUUUUACAUCUAUUUGAUUGGAUUUACCCAAAACAUGUUUCCUGAGUCCAUUUGGUAUCAUAAUUCUUUUCAACAUCCUCUGAUAGGGACCGAAAAGUCUCAAAAAAUAAUAUCUUGUGUAAUAAUUUCUAUGCUUAUAACUAGUAUCAAAACCAAAUAAUAUUGCCAAUAGUUAUUGUCCUGUCACGAUAUUUAAUUCAUCUGAAGUUUAUAGCAUUUUACUAUAUAAUAAUUAGAUAAACAUUUUGUUGAAUAUGUUCUUAUGUUAAUGGAUGCGACGUUUAUUUCUAUUAUAACAACAAUCAAAAAGAAGAAUUGCACUUCAGUUCCAUUGUUUAUUUGCUGUGUUGUGAACUCUGAAAAUGACAGCAUAUUCCUUUCUUCUCUGGAUGGCCUUGAGAUAGCUAAAUUAGUCGCAUAAUUAGGCAUUUCAAAAACAAGAUUACCAGUUUGUCUCGAGUAAUAUAUUGACACUGAAAGUUAAAUAAUCAAAGUUCAAAAAAAACACCCAUUUCUUAAUAGCAGUUAGCUAUGAAUAGGUUUCCUGCUCAGCAAGUGGAAAUGUAUGGUGAUUGGUGUCCAAUCGUGUUUUUCUAUUAUGUAUGUCUCUAGAGAGCUUAUCUCUCUGCUUUUUCAUGCUGGUCUGAAGCAAUAAUUAUACUUUUUGCAUUCAUUAGUGCCACUGAAAAGAGGGGUGUGAAAAGCAAGAAUAAAAAGAAUAGUCAAGGAUUUACGUUCUAUAUUAGUACAGAACUAAGCCCCAUGAUAAAAGUUGGCUUCAUUUUAUUUGUAUUUUUUUAAUUGUAUAAACAAUAGGAAUUUGUAUGUAUAUUUCUCUGUGGUUGAGUUGUGUUCGAUGUGAGUGUCAGUGUUUGCACACUAGCGUAUACGUAUACUGAUGUCAUUUGACUUCUAUUUUGCUUUUUAUAAGAGCAAUUAAAAGAGCAUUGAAGUUUAACUUUUCAAUGGUGACCUUUCGAAGACUGAUGUAACCAUUUCAAACUAUCAAAUCAUUGGUAUUUCCUUUGCAAACCUCUUGGGCCUAAGUUCAUGGUUGAUAUAUUUACAUUCUAUUAUUCCAUUAGCAAGUGUUCAUCCCUUGUGUUAAUACAUUGGCUUUAGUAAUAGAACGGAGGAAAUGUCCUCAAGCCCAGCCAACCACAGAUUUUUUUUAAUAAUAAUAUUUAUAUUUGAAAAGGAUAAUUGUCACUUAUGAAGUCUUUUACUUAUCAGAACUCCUCAACCUUCAAAUGUUUAGAUGUUCCUCAAAAGUUCCACUGGUACACUUGUUAACUGAUUAUUUCUUCCUCCUCCUCCUUAUCUGUAUUUGUUUGAAAUAAAUAAGACCAGAAGUGGACUAAGCAAAUAGAGAAACAUUUCAGGCUACAAAGAACUUCUGGACACCCAAUAAAAACGUAAGAUAUCUUAAAGGAACAUGUAAUCUGUUAUAGCCACAUUAUGAAAUGAAUGAUACUUUCAAUUGCCUAGUUGCAAUUUAAGAUCCCAAACUCCCCUACUAAAUUGUACUACAACAGAAAAAUGGAUACACAUAUGGGUGAUAAAGUUGUCGAAGUCUCUGGAUUCCAAUACGAAGGAUACCUCAUGCUUGCACUUCAUGUCAAAUAUAAUGUCAACCAAGGAAGGUAAGGCUGUUUGAAAAGUAGUUGUGUCUUUUCCUUAAGCCAGCUUUUACAUUGUGAAACUUUAUUUGAAAAAGUUGGAAACAUUUCUAAGGGCAAGUGAUGUAGCACAAUUUUAUUUUAAAUGCUCAAAUGUUUACCAAGAAAGAGAACUAUAAAAGUAUACAGAAUUAGGUAAUGUGACAUUUAGAGCGCCAAUUGUUUUAAAAAUUGCCUGUAUUAAGAUUUUCAGGAACAGAUGUGUUAAACAACUUUUUUAGUUUAUUACCAAAGCUGAAAGUCUUUGUAGGUUGACAGUUGUUUCUUGAUGAUUCUAUACACAAACUCUCCCAGUUAAAAUGUUGCUUUGCCAGCUCUCAGGCAAGGAACCUGAAGGAACAGAUGGAGCAGAUAUAAUAUUAGAAAGCAAAUAUUUGUAUAAUUCCAUGUAGCUAUCUGUAAGAGGAAGCUUGUUAGGGCAAAUCACUCCAAAUGAUAUCACCCAUUUAAUGGACAGGAAUCGAGAACAGUUGAUAAAUCAGUCGCAGAAGACUUAGUAGCCUAGAAGAACUUGGAGAAUAGCCAACAAAAUGUGUCAAGAGGAACUUUGCAAAUGAAUUAGGACAAAAGAUAAAAUUUUAAAAAAUGAAACCAGCUUACGUCUCAUUCAGUUCAGUAAAGUAAAGGAAAGUCUUGAAGUAAUAUGAAGCUCAACAGAUCCUCAUUUCCUGGAAUACAGUUGGAUGUACUAUAAAAGCAAUGAUCUUUGGAUUUUGAGAUUAUUAAUAAUUUUGAUACUGUUAAACAUUGAAAAUGGUUUGUAUCCCUCAACAAUUACAAGAAAAAUAAAUAAUAGCUGAGAAACAUUA
Molecule: messenger RNA, 6782 nt
Organism: Ahaetulla prasina
Lineage: Eukaryota; Metazoa; Chordata; Lepidosauria; Squamata; Colubridae
Gene: FBXO38
Product: F-box protein 38
Exons: 21
Coding region: 135-3464 (1109 amino acids)
Biological process (GO): protein K48-linked ubiquitination; SCF-dependent proteasomal ubiquitin-dependent protein catabolic process
Cellular component (GO): cytoplasm; nucleus
Molecular function (GO): protein binding
Source: RefSeq, a predicted model, not a curated record